Messenger RNA from Oryza brachyantha (malo sina), 2588 nucleotides. RefSeq names its product probable L-type lectin-domain containing receptor kinase S.5. Gene Ontology annotation, biological process: protein phosphorylation. Bases 270 to 2399 code for a protein of 709 amino acids. Gene Ontology annotation, molecular function: carbohydrate binding; ATP binding; protein kinase activity. The transcript has 3 exons. NCBI's taxonomy places the organism in Eukaryota, Viridiplantae, Streptophyta, Magnoliopsida, Poales, Poaceae. The record is from RefSeq and is a predicted model, not a curated record. Gene Ontology annotation, cellular component: plasma membrane.
UGAACGUGGCUGGCAUGAGUUAAGAGGUUGUGCCAUCGGUAAACUAGUGCGUGCGUUUGUGUGGCUAUAUUUUUUGCUACUCGGAGAAAUAUAAUUACGGUUGAUAAACUACAAUUGGGAGGUUAAUUGGUCUCAUAAUCCAAUCUGACCAAUGUGCAGUCUUGAAGAAGAAUCAUUGCGCCACAUUUUAAUCAUGCAUGGAGUGUGCCUUCGCCGUACAGCUAGCUAGCUAGCUACCUAGCCCUCGUCAUCUGCUUCUCGUUGGCGCGAUGGGUUAUCGAAAUAUGAUGAGGCUCCUGUACCUCGUCAUCUGCUUCUCGCUGGCGGCAGCAGCAGCAGCAGCAGCGUCGUCGUCGUCGUCUGGAUCAUCUGCGUGCAGCGGCAGCGACGACACCGCAUACAGCUUCCCCCCAAAUCGUAGCGAGGAUACCUUGGCGCUGCUCCAGGACGCCGAGGUCAGUAAUGGCAUCCUCCGCCUCAUCACGCCCGCGGCCUCCGGCAACAACUCCGGCGGCACCGCGCUCCGGCCAGCUCCCGUCACGCUCCGGUGCGCCGACUCGCUGGGGGUGCCGCAAGACGCGUCCUCCUUUGAAACUGCCUUCGACAUCAGCGUCCAGCGUGAGGAAGCUGCAGCGAGCAACAAGAGCGACGGUGGUGGCCUUGCGUUCGUCAUCGUCCCCACCAUCAACGGCGUGUCGCCGCCGGGACGCAGCUCCGACGGCGAACGCUUCUUCGCCGUCGUGUUCAACUUCAGCAUCGACGGCAACCGCGUCGGCGUCAGCAUCAAGAAUGGCAGUAGCACUAUCGUCAUCCCCGAGCAGGCUGUCCCGCUGUCGCAUGAUCUGAACAUGAACGCGACGACGAACAACUACACGGCGUGGAUCAACUACAAGUACAAGCGCUACGAACUCCGCAUGUCGAUAUGCAUGGAUUUUCAUGGCCGACCAAAACCAGACAAAACCUGCCUCGAAUGGCCCCUCAACCUGAGCAGCUACGUUCCUGAUAGAGCAUUCAUUGGGUUCUCGGCGUCGUCAGGAUCGUCGGCCAUGGCGCUCCAUCGCUAUUCUAUCUUGAGCUGGGACCUGAAAGUGAAGCUAGCUUCCUCAGGCGGCCUGGACAUCGAGUGGAAGGUGAUACUGCCCGCAGUUCUUGGCACGAUCGCCAUUACCGCCAUCAUGAACGUGAUAGUGGCCGCCCUGUACUUCAACUCCAAGUACAGGAAGCUGAAAAUGGAGCUGGUGCUGACGGAGGCGCUCCGGCGGCUCCCCGGCACGCCGAGGGAGUUCAAGCACUCCACCAUGAGGAAGGCCACCAACAACUUCGACGAGGGCAGGAAGCUCGGCAGUGGCGGCUUCGGCGCCGUGUACAGGGGCACGCUACGGUCGUCAUCGUCGUCAGCCGGCGGCGGCAAGGUCGUCGACGGGAAGACGACGGUGUCCGUGGAGGUGGCCGUGAAGAAGUUCACCCGCGACGAGAAGCGGUGCUACGACGACUUCCUCUCCGAGGUCGACAUCAUCAACAGGCUACGCCACCGGAACGUCGUGCCACUUGUUGGUUGGUCAUACGCGAAUGGGGAGCUGCUGCUGAUAUACGAGUACAUGCCCAACGGCAGCCUCGAUCAGCAACUGUUUCCCAAGGAGAAACCCCCCGGACGCGUGCUUCCAUGGGCAAGGCGCUACAGCAUCGCCAUGGACGUGGCGGCGGGGCUCCACUACGUGCACCACGAGCACGAGCACAUGGUGCUCCACCGCGACAUCAAGGCCAGCAACAUCCUCCUCGACUCCGCCUUCCGCGCCCGCCUCGGCGACUUCGGCCUCGCCCGCGUCGUCGGCCUCGACAAGAACUCCUACACCGACCUCGGCGUCGCCGGCACCUGGGGCUUCAUCGCGCCGGAGUACUCCGUCAGCCACAAGGCCACCCGCAAGACGGACGUCUACGCGUUCGGGGUGCUGCUGCUCGAGAUCGUCACCGGCAGGCGAGCUCUCUGCAAGCUCCACGGCACCUUCCAGCUGCUCGCCGACUGGGUGUGGCGGCUUCACCGGGACGGGGCGCUCCUCGACGCCGUCGACAAUGGCGUUGUCUCCACGGAGGAGUUUGACGCGGAUGAUGCCACCAGGCUGCUGCUGCUUGGGCUGGCUUGCAGCAACCCUAACCCGUCGGACCGGCCGAGCAUGACGGAGGUGGUGCAGGUGGUCGCCAGAUCGGCGCCGCCGCCGGACGUGCCGCUAGUCAAGCCAGCGUUCGUGUGGCCGCCGGAAGACGGGAACUCCGAUGACGUCAACUCAACGGCGAGCGAUCUCGAUGCGAGCCUAAGCCUGAAUGGAUGGGAGGAGACGUCGAGCAGCGAAUCCCUUGCGUCAGACAUCGCCAGGAGGGCAAGGUAUGGGCGCUUUAAUUAGCCAGCGCAAUGGAGAAGAGACUACAGCUCAGUCCUGCUCUGUAGCUGCUGUAGAUGUGUAAUUAUUUUUGCUUUGCAGAGGAAAACAAGCAACGUUGCCAGCUGCGCGAUUACGCGGCUAGCAACCGCUAUGAACUUAUGUAUACUUUCUUCUAAAAUAAUUGAUAAAAAGAUGGCUCUGUCUUACUUA